AUGGCAAUUCCUGCUCCUACUCCAUUGCCUGCUCCUACUUCAGUGUCAAAAGGAGUUCAAUUUCAAUUUGGUGAGGAUGCUGGUGAUACGAUGGCUGAGUUGACCAAUGACGACUGUUCUGAUCCUGUCAAACUGGAUAGUGGACCAGUACCUGUAUUUGAUGGACAUGUGUCCAGAUUGCACGUUUGUUCAAAUGGAAUUAUUUCAGGCAACAAGCCAUUUAAAUUAUCUACUCCUCAGUUCUUUCCUGGAGACAAAGCAGUACGAGAGAGGGUUUUGUUUGCUCCAUUUUGGGCUAAUAUUGAUCUUCAACAAGAGGGAAAGAUUUGGUAUCGAGUUCAUUUGAGACCAGACAACACCACUCGGAAAGCUGAUUCAAUAGUUCACAAUAUAACUGGGCAACACAAUGAGUUCAAAUCAGCUGUAGUUGCAAUUGUAACAUGGGAAGAUGUACAAAAUUUUCCAGCCGAUAAUGGAAAUUACAGUGAUGAGUUUUCAGACCUUGAAAAUACAUUUCAGGCUGUAAUUGUUUCUGAUGGAACAAACACAUUCAUCUUGUACAUCUAUAUUGACAUAGAAUGGUCAGGUCGGUGGGGUUUUGGCGCAGUAGUAGGUUACAAUGCUGGAGAUGGCAAGAACUACUUGAAUUACCCAGGAUCUAAAACAGAAGCUAUUUCUAAUAUUGAUGAUUUGGAAAGCGGGAACUUCACUGGAAUUGUACUCUUUCAUUUGACUCCUUUUGCAAAUACGAGUAACAGAGCUGCAUUUGAGUGUCACCAGUGGCAUUUUCUUGAUCGGCUUCGUUUUGGAGAUAAACCAUCUUGGACACAAUUUCUUUCUCCUGUUCCCUCUUCUAUUUCACAGGCAUCUAGCGAUACACGUUACCUGAAAAUAGAUUCCUUGUUUGGUGCUUCUUGCUUCAUUUCACUUCAUGUACAUUCUGUUGUCAUUGAUGGUGACGAAUUGUUUCCAACUACAUUGAGUUGUUAUGGUGACAGGGGAGAGUUAGAUAUUACAGCUAGCAGCUCUAGUCCACAUCGUCCUUUAAUCUCACAGCAAAGAAUUGACCAUGAGCUACAUGGAAACCCUAUCAGCUUAUGUUGUGUUCAUUCUAAACAUUGCCACCUAUAUCAUGAACGUAGACCUGGCAUGUCAUCUGAUGGGUAUAUGCCUCCUCUACUUCAGAGUUGGUCUUUUGGUGACCCUCACAUACGCACAUUUGAUGGAAAUUUUUAUACAUUCAAUGGCCAUGGAGAAUACAUUCUUUUUAAGACAAGGAAUAAUUCCUUUGUUCUUGAAGCUCGUGCUGAACCACUUUCAGGUGCUAAUGCUACUGUGUAUACAGCCUUCUCAAUGGCUGAAUUUCCACCUGGCAGUAAUUUCACAGAAGGAUAUCAAAAUACUACAAUUGUUCAUGUGCAACUGACAGACAGCAAUUUGCUGGAAGUAUGGACUUUUGGGGGAAACAAUACAAAUUGGACUGAUGUGACCUUGUCAGCUGGUAAUUUAUUAUUUCUACAAGGAGUUGUUCUUUCACAACCAAACGAUAAGACAUUGGUGGCUGUGUUUAGUCAACAGAUAGCAAUUCAAGUGGAAGCAAAAACAGCAUUGCUAGGUGUCGUUGUUUCUUCAGAUGAUGACUCUAUGGGAGGCACAAGUGGAUUACUAGGAUUGUUGGACAGCAAUCCAGAGAAUGACUUCAUAACUCGGAAUGGAACUAUAUUACAACCUGAUAGUACCAGCAGAAGUAUACAUUUUGACUUUGGACAAUCUUGGCAAAUUACGGUUGAGGAAUCGUUGUUCUACUAUCCUGAUGGACUUGGACCAGAUGACUUUCUUUAUUCUGAUUAUGAACCUUCGUUUCAUGAUGAAGUGAAUUUGACUAGUCUUGCAAGUCCUGCAGUGAUUAGUGCAUGUAGAGGAGAUGCCCAAUGCUUGUUUGAUGGUGUGGUGACUGGUGACAUUGAAAUAGCCACACAGACAUUACAAACACAAGAGGAGAAUGAAGCUGAUUUGGCAUAUUUGAGAAAUAGUGCUCCAACAAUUAAAGGCAAUGACACAUUGUUUGCAAUUGUCAAUAAGACGUCUUUCUAUCACUUUUCAGUAUCGGAUGUGAAUGACACAUUCAAUGUCACUAUUUAUAGGAGUCAUGGGAGGUACCCACCUGAUGAAUUCAUACUUGAGAAGGAGUCAAACGGCUACUAUAACUUUACAUGGACACCAAAAUCAACUAAACCUGUAACAAUUAAAUUUUUAGCAACUGAUUCUCAUGGUGCUUCAUCAGUGUUACAACCAUUGGUACAACUGUGUGGUUGUAAGUUGGAUCUUGGAGCAAAGUGUAUUGAGAGUGAUAACGACAUAGCUGAACAUAAUUUUGUACUGCUGGAUUGCAGCUGUGACUUAGCUUAUACUGGUCAAGACUGCAGUGAGGAUUUUGAUGGCUGCAGUGAAAAAAAUUGCUUUCCUGGUGUGACUUGCACUGAUAAUCGAGCUCCUCUUCGUGGAGCAACUUGUGGACCUUGUCCUCAAGGCACCGAAUCUUUCAAGGAAACCUGCAUUGAUGUGAAUGAAUGCAGCAGCAACAGCGAUAACUCUUGUGAACAGAUCUGUGUGAAUACUUUAGGUAGCUACAGUUGUGAAUGCAAUUCAGGGUUCACUCUUAAUGGAGAUGGACAGUCUUGUACAGAUGUCAACGAAUGCAACAUUGGUUUUCCUUGUCAUCAAAUUUGCAAUAACACAAAUGGUUCAUUCAACUGUAGUUGUUACUUUGGAUUUGAGCUAGAUGUCGAUGGAACUACUUGUACUUCAACAUCCAACUGUACAAUCAAUGGAAUACAAACAUGUGAACAUCUAUGUACCAUUGGCAGAUCUGGAUCAGAUGAGUGCUUUUGUAAUCGAGGAUAUGCACUUGAUGAAAACAACAGAAAUUGCACUGAUAUUAAUGAGUGUCUCUUGGGCAUCUGUGAUGGCUCAUGUCUAAACACAGAAGGUUCAUUUGCUUGUAGUUGUCCUUUAGGAUAUCAUCUCGAGGCUGAUCGAAUUUCAUGUGAAGAUGUAAAUGAAUGCGCAUCGCUGAUUAGUCCUUGUCAACAGCCUGGCCAGAUCUGUAACAACACGAUUGGUUCGUUUGUUUGCAUUUGUCCACGUCAUACUUCGUUUGUUAAAGGCAGUUGUGCAGUAUUGCCUCCAACUUUACCCCCUCCUGCAGUGGACGGGAAAGAGAGAGGGCUUGUGGUCGCCAUUGUUGCUAACAUGACUGUAGCAGAAUUUCAGUCCAUUGAAUUACGUUUCAAAUCAUUAGUUGCUCUUGCUGUUUCCAGCCAUUGCUCUAAUACCACAGAUGAUGAUUGCGAACAGAGGGUUCGCAGAGGGUUUGCUAUUGAUGAUGACAAUGUUAUAAUUGAAGCGGUAGUUCAGGACAGUCAAGAUGUGAAUGUCUCAUUCUAUGUUAUUGGCCAAGGUGGCCAGUAUGUAGUCCCGGCUGAAGAGGUGGUGACGAGUCUGAGAUCUAAUGCUGCACAGACUUUCUUACGAGCUCUAGGCAUAACUGUGUUAUACCUUGCACCUGUUCAUCCUGUGCCAACAGAUAAACCAGUUCUUCCAACUCAAGAUACUGGUUUGUCAACUGCAGAAUUGGUAGGCAUUAUUUGUGGAAGUGUUGGUGGAGUUAUUCUAAUUAUUCUAAUCAUCGGCGUGAUAUACUUCCUUGGCCAAUCAAAACAGAAUUCGAAAGUAAAUCCGAUGACCUCAAAUAAAGAAGCUGAAAAUGUACCUUUACGUCCAGUGAAGAAGAAAUUAUCAAGUACGGGUACUUUGGAGAGUGUGAACUCUCGCUCACGUCAGCAUCUUGAUUAGAAUUUAGACAAAUUAACAUCAAGAAUGUUACUAAAGUCUAAAGAGUAGAGAAUUGUAGUUGCAUGCUGUAUGGUUUAGCUAGCCAGUUAUAGUCAGUUAUUACAUGUUCAAACAUCACAGUAAUUGAAGCUUGCACAAUAUGUGAUUUGGUUCAAUCUGACAGCAGUACAAAAGUUCUUCUGACAUUACAGAUUUACUGUCAACUAAAGUUGUAUGUCAAUCAACUAUAAU
Corticium candelabrum is the source of this 4086-nucleotide messenger RNA. Its product is annotated as mucin-like protein. Gene Ontology annotation, biological process: cell-matrix adhesion. The transcript has 16 exons. The coding region runs from base 1 to 3855 and encodes 1284 amino acids. NCBI's taxonomy places the organism in Eukaryota, Metazoa, Porifera, Homoscleromorpha, Homosclerophorida, Plakinidae. Gene Ontology annotation, molecular function: calcium ion binding. The record is from RefSeq and is a predicted model, not a curated record.